AAAUAUGUAACUUCAUGUAAAAUGCAUAUGAUAUCUCAGGCGAGAUAUCAUAUGCACGAACUUCUUAUAAAUGUAAACAUACUUUUAUUGACAAUUGCUUGAAAAACUGACAGUAAUUAGUUUCGUUGUGGCAUCCGACAAACACUAAAGAUGGCUGAAAAUCCACCAGCUUAUGUCGAAAAAGAACCCAGUAGCCAGCCUGGCUAUUCGCCACAAGGUCAACCCGGCUAUCCGCCGCAAGGACAGCCUGGUUAUCCUCCACAGGGCCAACCUGGCUAUCCGCCACAAGAGCAGCCUGGCUAUCCUCCACAGGGUCAGCCUGGUUUUACACCCAAUAUGCCUCAACAAAACGCUACAAUCAUAACAGGGCAACCCAUCACAGCAAUUCCUGUUGUAUUUGGCGACCAACCAGUUGCAAUGACCUGUCCAUUUUGUCAAGCACAAAUUGCAACAAUCAUAACAUUUAAAGCUGGUGAAAAAACGUGGUUAUGGGCGGCUUUAUUUUGUUUUCUUGGGGGACUUCUUUGCGUGUGGAUACCAUUUGUUGUCGAUGGUUUUAAAGAUUGUCGUCAUUCGUGCCCAAAUUGCCAAAGACAUGUCGGUACAUUGAAACGUUAAUUUUGUUGUUAUUAUUGGAAUAAUUCUAUUGCACACAUUUAAAUAUUAUAUAAGACAUUGUAAUUACGUUAAUGAACAUUGCAUUGCUCUUAACACUCUCUUUGUAAGAGUUUUUUUUAGUUAUGUUAUGUUUUGUUUGAAAUGAUACUUCAGAUAAUCUAGCAGAAGGA
Molecule: messenger RNA, 788 nt
Organism: Hydractinia symbiolongicarpus
Lineage: Eukaryota; Metazoa; Cnidaria; Hydrozoa; Anthoathecata; Hydractiniidae
Product: calcium-binding protein P-like
Exons: 3
Coding region: 151-618 (155 amino acids)
Molecular function (GO): zinc ion binding
Source: RefSeq, a predicted model, not a curated record